AGUCUCUCUGGUCGAUCAUUACCCUGCCUAGCAUAGCAGAGAGCAGUCAGCCAGUCGUGUCUCUAUCCGAGGCCGGAUGGUAAAAUCCAACCUCCAGCGGAUCCUAAACAGUCAUUGCUUUGCUCGCGAGAAAGAAGGAAAACAGCUGCCCUUUACUACCAUGGCGAAUUUAAGUAGCGGUAUCUGUGACAUGAUUGGGAACUUGUCCCUGCACUGUAGUAGUACCCGCGGCCCAGGGCCUCUGUGGUGCUCCGAUGCCCCUCUCCCACCCCUGAAGAUCCCAGGUGGGCGAGGGAAUGGCACACGGGAUCACGCUCCUUCAGCUCGGCCGCUCUACUCAGAUCGGAAAUUGACAGUAACAGAAGAGCCUGCAGGGAAUGGUCGCCCUAGGAUACUCCACUUCCAAAGCCAUCCCACAGCCACAAAGACGAUACAGUGGGAUGCUGUCCUGAGCAGCAGUGCACUCUAUGUGGAGGUACCUCUUGACCCGCUUCCAGAAGGCAGCAAAGAGAGUUUUACGGCUCUCCUGGAGUAUGCUGAAGAACAUCUGAAAGUUCUUAGCGUGUUUGUCUGCUUUUACAAGAACAGAGAUGAUCGUGCUAAACUGGUGCGUACCUUCAGUUUCCUGGGCUUUGAGAUUGUGAAACCGGGCCAUGCCCUCGUCCCUCCUCGACCCGACGUUUUCUUCAUGGCCUAUACUUUCGACAGGGACUCCUCAGACGAUGAGUAGUUCUCCAGACAUCUUCUCCUCCCACUGAUAUGUUUUCGUGCUCCUAUUAUCUUACAGUUCCAGCUUUAUUUACAUGCAUAGCUGUUUUGUGUUGAAUCCUGAGCUGUAGCUUUCUGUAUAAAAGUACUCACUUAUUUGUGAUCAAGGGAAUGUGUAAGCUGUGUAUUUUUGGUUUCCAGCAUCAAUAUAUGUAAGUUAAUCUUCAUAAAGAUUUUUGUCCUCUUAAAGUUCUUUGCAGUUUUAAUAGCUUGUCAACUCAUUUUAUUCUGACAGAUUUUAAGGUGGAUUUUUUUUUUUUCAUUUCUUGAAUGUACAACAAAAAAAAGGUCAUCAGGUUUACACUCGGGUACUCCAGUUUUCUUGUUAGGAUUGGCUAAAUUGUUUAUUUAAAAUUUCUAAAUAUUUUCUCUCCAGAUUGAAUAAACUCAUCAGUGGGACCAGCUUUCUUUUGUCACAGUAAUAUCCUUUGUAUUAAUCAGCCCCAAUAACUAGUACUUUCUAGCUGGAUAGUUAAACACUUUAUUCUAGAUGUGGAUUAAAACAAGUGAAAGCCAAUGCAUGUGUAUUCAAUAUACAAUUGAUUUAAUGACUGACGGUACUUGGUGAAACAGAAGUAAAUAAUCCAAAUAGCUUUUGGCUCCCUUCUUCCCCCCUUCUGCCACAUGUAUCGGCCAAUAUUGUAGAAUUUUGUUUUGAAGGUUGGAGAUAAAAUGCUGUGGUGUUACUGGAAUAGUUUCUCUUCUGGCAUUAGCAUUCCUUUAACUCUUUUCAUGAUAUUGAGUAUCUCCUGCAUAGUGGUACCUGUUGUGCUUCUGUGAUAAUAAAACAAUGAAAGCAUU
Molecule: messenger RNA, 1569 nt
Organism: Xiphophorus couchianus (Monterrey platyfish)
Lineage: Eukaryota; Metazoa; Chordata; Actinopteri; Cyprinodontiformes; Poeciliidae
Gene: oaz1b
Product: ornithine decarboxylase antizyme 1b
Biological process (GO): positive regulation of protein catabolic process
Cellular component (GO): cytoplasm; nucleus
Molecular function (GO): ornithine decarboxylase inhibitor activity
Source: RefSeq, a predicted model, not a curated record